AUGGCACGCUGCACCCCCAGCACGCUGCCCCCCAGCACGCUCCUCCCCCAGCACUCUGCGCCCCCAGCACGCUCCUCCCCCAGCACGCUGCCCCCCCAGCACGCUCCUCCCCCAGCACGCUGCCCCCCCAGCACGCUCCUCCCCCAGCACGCUCCUCCCCCAGCACGCUGCACCCCCAGCACGCUCCUCCCCCAGCACGCUCCUCCCCCAGCACGCUGCCCCCCCAGCACGCUCCUCCCCCAGCACGCUGCACCCCCGGCACGCUGCACCCCCAGCUUGCUGCCCCCCCAGCACGCUCCUCCCGCAGCACACUGCCCCCCCAGCACGCUCCUCCCGCAGCACGCUGCCCCCCCAGCACGCUGCACCCCCAGCACGCUGCCCCCCCAGCACGCUGCGCCCCCAGCACACUCCUCCCCCAGCACGCUGCACCCCCAGCACGCUGCCCCCCCAGCACGCUCCUCCCCCAGCACGCUGCACCCCCAGCACGCUGCACCCCCAGCACGCUCCUGCCCCAGUACGCUGCACCCCCAGCACGCUGCCCCCCCAGCACGCUGCACCCCCAGCACACUCCUCCCCCGGCACGCUGCGCCCCCAGCACGCUGCACCCCCAGCACGCUCCUCCCCCAGCACGCUCCUCCCCCGGCACGCUGCGCCCCCGGCACGCUGCGCCCCCAGCACGCUGCACCCCCAGCACGCUGCACCCCCAGCACGCUGCACCCCCAGCACGCUGCCCCCCCAGCACGCUGCGCCCCCAGCACGCUGCCCCCCCAGCACGCUCCUCCCCCAGCACGCUCCUCCCCCGGCACGCUGCGCCCCCAGCACGCUGCACCCCCAGCACGCUGCACCCCCAGCACGCUGCCCCCCCAGCACGCUGCCCCCCCAGCACGCUCCUCCCCCAGCACGCUGCCCCCCCAGCACGCUCCUCCCCCAGCACGCUCCCCCCCCCGGCUCAGUGUCACAGCAGACAGGGUGUGA
Messenger RNA from Anguilla anguilla (European eel), 975 nucleotides. RefSeq names its product vegetative cell wall protein gp1-like. The record is from RefSeq and is a predicted model, not a curated record. Bases 1 to 975 code for a protein of 324 amino acids. The transcript has 2 exons. Lineage: Eukaryota; Metazoa; Chordata; Actinopteri; Anguilliformes; Anguillidae.